AUGAAGAUUGACGGCAACGACUGGCCUACUUCGAGAAAUAAGCAAUUAAAAAACAAACUGCCUCCAGCCAUUCCAAUUGAUAGUGGGAAAUAUGUCCAGUUUGGUGUAGAGAAUGCCAUAAAUGGUAUCUCUGUGGGACUGAUUAAUCGAGCCACAGAUCUUGUGAAGUUCUUCGACGUCUAUCAGAAAAAUUCAAAUCUGUUAUCAAAAAGCAUGCACAUAGUAGAGGGAAAGUCAAAGGAACCUGAACCUCAUGCAGUAUCUGGCUCGAUCACUAACUCCAAAGAGAUCAAAAAGUGGAAAAAGCAAGAUACAGAUGCCAGGGUGAUUCUCAUGACAACUAUAUCUCCCAAAGAGCAACAAGCAUUUGUGAAUUGCAAAACCACCAACUCAAUCUGGGUCAAACUAGCUGCCCAAUAUCUACAGAAUGCUUCAGCAAGCACCCACGUACUACAAGCAAGAUUUUUUCAUUACCAAUUUCUAAAAGGACAUAGCAUGAUGUCUCACAUUACCGCUAUUGAAGGACUCGCUCAACAACUUGAAGAUUUAGGUGAAUUUACUACACGCGAAGCUGAAAUAAAUGUGCCUCAUUACGAAAUGGAUAUCAAUAUUGAUGAAGCGAAGCUGAAUGAGGACAAACAAGCUGCUACUAUUACUCCUAUACUAGGGAAGCUAGUUUCUAUCAAAUCCUCAGCUUCAAGCGAUGAAGGUACCAAAAUCCUGUUAGACAUCGUUUUUGUGAUUGGGUUUUAUGUGGGCGUUGGGAAACCGGCCGACAUCAACAGUUUUCUUAGCAAUCUCAUUAGUGAAUUAAUUCUCUUGUCACCGACUCUAAACUGCAUUCAUAGUCGAGAUUUUACUGUGUCACUUCGCUGUGUGAUUGCAGACGGUCCUAUGCGGUCUUCUUUAAAAAAAACUAAGGGUCAUACUGGUUACUGGGCAUGUGAUCGCUGCGUUCAAAGAUGGGAAAUGAUAAACCACACCAUUUUGUUUCGAAAUGUUAACGCGAAAAGUAGAACUGAUGAUGACUUUUGGACAUAUUACGUAAAUCAAUUUUCUGAAGACGAUCACUUAAAAGAUCCUACUGAUGUUAGUCCCUUUAAAGAAAUUAAUUGUCGUAUGGUAACUUGCUUUAUUAUUGAUCCGAUGCACACUGUAAUUGAGGGAGCUUUUGGGCGUCGACUCGAGGGUUUUGUGUUUGUGUCGGGGGAGGGUACUUAUAUUGGAAAGCUUUCAACUUGCAAAAGUUAUAAAGUCCACGUGAAGCGCAACAUACUCUAUUAUCUGUUGUAUCCACUGUUUAAGGGGAUUCUUGAAGAUCACGAUCUUCAGCAUAUAAUGGUUUUACAAUAUGGAAUGUUACUUUUGAGUCCUUUCGAUAAAAAUCCAGUAUCUCAGUCAAAUUUGUUGGAAGCUAAAAAAGUUUUUGAACAAUACUCUGUUGGGCUUACGGAACUUGGCAUACCUUGUCGGUUUGUAAGCCAUCAAGUGACUCACGUGUGGGAGGACGUUAAAAAAUAUAAAUGCGGAAUUGAGACCAUCAGCGCUUUCCCGUUUGAAAGUUUUCAACGAUUUUUUCGCAACUGUUUGCGUAGUGGUAAUCGCCAGGCCGAACAAAUUCGAAAUAGGUGUAUUGAAAAAAACAAAUACCAACUCCCUACUACGGAAUGUGGAACAAUACUAACCAAUCAAAUGCAACUCGCCAUUGCAAAUAAAAAAUUUAAUGUAAAUUCCAGAUUUCCCCUUGCUUUUUUACGAAAAGGAGAGCGAUGGCCUAAAAGACUUGUAUUUGCUGAUUUCGUCCUGACUAAUCUUUUCCCUAAUAAUGUGAUUCUUGCAAACGAUGAAAUGGUCUACGUCUGCAUUGAUAUUGUUGUUAAUCAAGGCGAUGUAUGUAUCAAAGCCAAAAAAUUUGUUACCCUUCGGAAUGCAUUCAUAACACCGUAUGUCUCUUCUAAAUUUCAUACAUUUCUGGGGGGGAAGUUAAGUGACGAGACUUUUGAAUUGCGUCCAUCUCAAAUCUUUGCCAAAAUGAUGGCCCUUCCUAUGAAUACCUUUCCCCCAAUAUCGUUUGAUAAUGAAGAACUUGAGUGGUACUUAGUCCCCCUUUUGCAUUCAUUAAAAAAGUAAUGUGAAUUUCAUUUUUGUGAAUGUAUAAUGCCAAGAAAUAGAAUUUUGCUUUCCA
Daphnia magna is the source of this 2185-nucleotide messenger RNA. RefSeq lists its product as uncharacterized. The record is from RefSeq and is a predicted model, not a curated record. NCBI's taxonomy places the organism in Eukaryota, Metazoa, Arthropoda, Branchiopoda, Diplostraca, Daphniidae.